AGUGCGCACGGUGGCAGCGACGGCGACAGCAGGUGGGUCAUAGCGGGUCUGGAGGGACCGCUGCUGCGGGAACGUAAAUGCAAGAGAAGGCUUGGGCGUCUAGGGGCACAGGGACAUGGCGGAGGCAGCUAGCCUCAGCAGCUGUGGCUGCGGAGCAUAUGGCGAGGGGAGGUGCACCACAGCUUUCACAUCCGGGAAUCGGGAAUCGGGGCCCUUGCAGCUCUGGCCUCCUGGCUUCAGGUCCGCUGCAGGUCUGCUUCUCUCUGCCAGUUCCACUGCCCUGAAAGCUGACAGGAAGGACUUCCAUGCGUUCUAUCCCUCUGCCCACAGUCCCUGACACGCGUCCCAUUCAAGCCUUCUAAAUAGGUUCCAGAAACUGGUUCAGUACUCCGUCUGCCAUGGCCCGGGGACUGCCCAGUACUGCCUGUUUGGCACGCUUCUGCCAGAAACUGAACCGUCUGAAGCCACUGGAAGAGUCUAGCAUGGAGACAUCACUGCGGCGCUGCCUGUCCACACUGGACUUGACUCUACUGGGUGUGGGUGGCAUGGUGGGAUCUGGGCUCUAUGUGCUCACAGGCACAGUGGCCAAGGACAUGGCUGGCCCCGCUGUGCUCUUGUCCUUUUUGGUGGCCGCUGUAGCCUCCCUGCUGGCGGCCCUAUGCUAUGCAGAGUUUGGAGCCCGUGUGCCCCGUACUGGCUCAGCAUACCUAUUCACGUACGUGUCCAUGGGGGAGAUAUGGGCAUUCCUCAUAGGCUGGAAUGUGCUUCUAGAAUACCUCAUUGGAGGUGCCGCUGUAGCCCGUGCCUGGAGUGGCUAUUUGGAUGCCAUCUUUAACCACAGCAUUCGCAACUUCACGGAGUCUCACCUGGGCGUCUGGCAGGUGCCCUUCCUAGCUCACUAUCCAGAUUUUCUGGCCGCUGGCAUUUUACUCGUGGCUUCUGCCUUUGUCUCCUGCGGAGCCCGAGUCUCCUCCUGGCUUAAUCACACGUUCUCAGCCAUCAGUCUGAUUGUGAUCCUCUUCAUCAUUGUCCUGGGUUUCAUCCUGGCCCGUCCUCACAACUGGAGUGCAGAAGAAGGUGGUUUCGCACCCUUCGGCUUCUCUGGCAUCCUGGCUGGCACAGCCACCUGUUUCUAUGCCUUCGUGGGAUUUGAUGUUAUUGCUGCCUCCAGUGAGGAGGCCAAAAACCCACGGUGGGCGGUGCCCAUGGCCAUCGCCAUCUCCCUCAGCCUGGCAGCUGGUGCCUAUAUUCUGGUCUCCACUGUGUUAACCCUCAUGGUACCUUGGCACAGCCUAGACCCUGACUCGGCGCUUGCUGAUGCUUUCUACAGGCGGGGUUACAGCUGGGCUGGCUUCAUUGUGGCAGUUGGCUCUAUCUGUGCCAUGAACACCGUCCUGCUCAGCAACCUCUUCUCCCUGCCGCGCAUUGUCUACGCCAUGGCUGCCGAUGGGCUCUUCUUCCAGGUGUUUGCCCGUGUACACCCCCGGACACAGGUGCCUGUGGUAGGAAUCCUGGUGUUUGGGGUCCUCAUGGCCCUCCUGGCACUGCUGCUGGACCUUGAGGCACUGGUCCAGUUCCUAUCCAUCGGCACCCUGCUGGCCUAUACCUUUGUAGCCACCAGCAUCAUUGUGCUGCGUUUCCAAAAAGCUUCUCCACCCAGCUCCCCUUGCCUAGCCAGCCCUGGCCCCACAGCUAAGAAAUAUGACUCCUUUUCGGACCAUAUACAGCUAGUGGGUGCUGAGCAGACCUCAAUGUCUGAGCCUGGGCAGCUGCGGCCAGCCCUGAAGCCCUUCCUGGGCUUCCUGGAUGGAUGCAGCCCUGGAACCGCCGUGGCCUGGGCGCUUGGCAUCUUGGUAGCCUCGGCUAUCUCUCUGGCGUGUGUGCUGGUCUUCGGGAACUCAGACCUGCACCUCCCACAGUGGGGCUAUGUCUUGCUGCUGGUCAUCAGUGGUGCUGUCUUUCUGUCCAGCCUCCUGGUCCUGGGGGCUCAUCAGCAGCAAAAGAAGCAAGACACUUUCCAGAUCCCUUUGGUGCCCCUGACUCCAGCCCUGAGCAUCCUUCUCAACACUUGCCUCAUGCUGAAGCUGAGCUACCUGACCUGGCUACGCUUUAUCUUCUGGCUGCUGGUCGGACUUGUCGUGUAUUUUGGCUAUGGCAUCUGGCACAGCAAGGAGAACCAGAGGGAGCCAUUGGAGCUGACUACAGCACACUACGUGGUAUUCCCCAGCGGUAGCCUGGAGGAAACUGUGCAAGCUGUGCAGCCCUCUAGUCAAUCACCAGUCCGGGAGUCAGGUUGUACUGAGUAGCUGGCCACGGAGGCUUGCUCAUGGAGGUCUCCAUCCCCAACAUCCAGAGGCCAGAAGAAUUGGCAGCUGCCUACUUAAGGAAGCUUGGGUUUGAAGCCUGCCCAGACUGGGCUGGGAGUGUUCUCAGAGUCUCAACACAGGAACGGAGUCUUCGGCUAUCAUGGACUAGGCUGAGGCUAGUGCUGGUGUGGACUCGUUGCCCACUGUCUUCCUGUUUAUGAUUAACUCUGGAUACCUGGGCAGGUGGGGCAGAGUGGGCAGGGAAGUGGCUUCAGCCCCUGAGACCCAGAAUAAUAACUAAUCAGCUAGUGUUGUGACCAGCUGUCAUGUACACUGUGGUAUUCUUCAUAGCUCUGAGUUCUCACCUGCCUGGAGAACCAAGCAGUUGUUCCUAGUCCACAGCAGAGACACAGAAGGCCUGUCAAAGACUUUCUGAGGAGGAAAGUUCCAUGCAUGAUGUGAAGAGGGUUAUAUGACAAGACAGGAACAGAUUUCUGACAUGUUCUCAGCAGCGUGUGCAUGUGCAUGCGUGUGUGCACACAUGUAUGUUCAUAUGUGAGUGUGUGAGUACGUGUGUGGUGUGCGCACACGCAUAUGCACAUGUGGUACUUGAGGUGGGAGCCAGGGCCUUGAGAUUGUUAGACAAGCAUUCCACUACUGACAUAUACACCCCCCUCCCCCAGAUCCCUGACAUGUUCUCUAGCAGGGAAUAUCUAUCACAAUCUGGAUUUAAAAUGGGUAACUCAAAAAGACAUUGGAUGUCAGGAUCUUUUGAUUUUCCUGGGCUUCCAGGAAACAUGUGCCCAAGGUCUGCUUAGGGCCACUGAAAUGCACUGAACAAGCAAUGCCCCCAAGACACUCUCCCCAGCACAUUCUUGCACGCUCAGGGCAGCCACCCUUGCAGUACACACUAUGUACAGAGUGAAUUGACUGAUGUUUCCAAAUUCAGGCUCCUGGCCACAGCUCUUAUUGCCUCCGUAUCCCCUGGAAAUGUUUUCAGAUGGAUCCCUUGGGUUCUCUGCUACCUAGUAAUCUCCAGGGCAACAGUGUCCCUGGAAGGUGGGCUUGGAUUAGUGCAUGAGUGAUACACUUGGGUAUGCACAGGUACUUGGACUUGCAGCCACUACUUCUAGCCUACGGCUACAGUUCAGAGAAGGAGAAAGCCCUAGGUCUACUCUGAACCUCCUGCUGGGGUUCCCAUGGCUGGACCAUCUCCCUUUCCUUGUUUCUCCCUUUAAGGACUACACAGGACUACUACU
Mus musculus (house mouse) is the source of this 3565-nucleotide messenger RNA. It is a transcript of the gene Slc7a4, whose product is annotated as solute carrier family 7 (cationic amino acid transporter, y+ system), member 4. Gene Ontology annotation, molecular function: carboxylic acid transmembrane transporter activity; transmembrane transporter activity; L-leucine transmembrane transporter activity. Lineage: Eukaryota; Metazoa; Chordata; Mammalia; Rodentia; Muridae. Bases 399 to 2306 code for a protein of 635 amino acids. The record is from RefSeq and is marked validated. Gene Ontology annotation, biological process: transmembrane transport; L-leucine import across plasma membrane. The transcript is spliced from 6 exons. Gene Ontology annotation, cellular component: membrane; plasma membrane.